Aphidius gifuensis is the source of this 2996-nucleotide messenger RNA. Its product is annotated as soluble guanylate cyclase 89Db-like. Gene Ontology annotation, cellular component: guanylate cyclase complex, soluble. The transcript is spliced from 19 exons. Gene Ontology annotation, biological process: cGMP biosynthetic process; nitric oxide-cGMP-mediated signaling; proteolysis. The record is from RefSeq and is a predicted model, not a curated record. Lineage: Eukaryota; Metazoa; Arthropoda; Insecta; Hymenoptera; Braconidae. Gene Ontology annotation, molecular function: serine-type endopeptidase activity; oxygen sensor activity; heme binding. Bases 73 to 2883 code for a protein of 936 amino acids.
ACUUUGAAAAUAUUUAAUACAUAAAUUUGAAAAUUUAAAUAACGUAACAAAUUUUUUGUUUUAAUUGACAUCAUGUAUGGAAUGCUUUUGGAAAGUGUUCAGCAUUUUGUGCAGCUAGAAUACGGUGAAGAUGUGUGGCAAGAAAUGUUGCAAGAAGUUGGUAUCAAAAAUACGAUAUUUAAUACACGACAAAUAUAUCCUGAUAGUCUCAUGUUGGAUCUUGCAUCAGCAUUGGCAAAAAAAAAUAAUGAUACAAUUAAUAAUGUGAUGCAUUUUUUUGGCAAAUGUUUUGUCAGAUUUUUCAGCAAUCUUGGAUAUGAUUGCACCAUAAAAGCAACUGGUCGAUAUUUUUGUGAUUUUCUUCAAAGUGUUGAUAAUAUUCAUAUGCAAAUGAGAUUUACAUAUCCAAAAAUGAAAAGUCCAUCAAUGUAUAUAACACACGUUGAUCCACAUGGAGUAUUACUUGUUUAUCGAAGUACAAGAAAAGGAUUUACUCAUUAUUUUAUGGGUCAGUUAUUUCAAAUAGCAAAAGAUUUAUAUGAAACUACUCUUGACAUACGAGUUCUAGAAAGUUCUGAUAAUAUACCAGGAUCAAGAAGUGUCAUGGUUAAAUUUCGUAUUGAUUUUGAUAAUCGUGAUUAUACUGCAAAAAAUAGCCGAAUGGAAAUGCCAGUGGCUAAACAAUUACAACCAGUAUCAAGUAGUUUAUUAUUACGUUUAUUUCCAUUUGGUGUUAUUAUGAAUUCUGAAAUGAGAAUACUUGGUGGUGGUGAAAAACUUGUACAAGCAUGGGGUGGUACAUUGUCAAUACUAAACAGACACAUAACUGAAGUUUUUAAAUUACGAAGACCAAAAGGAGUAUCAUUUACUUGGAGAAACAUGAUGUAUUUACAUUCUGUGAUGUUUGAAUUGGAAUUGAUAAGAUCAACCGAAAAUAUUUGUCCCCAUAAAGAUGAAAAAACUGGUAGCUCAAAUUCAAAAUUGGAAAGAAAAAAUAGUCAAGGUGCUAGAAGUAUUUUAUUAAAAGGACAAAUGCGAUAUAUUGAAGAAAUUAAAUCAAUCGUAUUUCUCUGCAGUCCACUAAUAAAUAGCCUCGAUGAGCUUUCCAACAUGGGUCUCUAUUUAAACGACCUCAAUUCCCAUGGAAUGAGCCGUGAAAUGGUCCUAGCUGGCUGGCAACACUGUGGCAGAUUGGAGAUGAUGUUUGAAAGUGCUGAACAAAGAUCAGAAGAAUUAGAAACAAGUUAUGCACUUUUGGAUCGUUGGAAAAAUAAAAGUGAUGAAUUAUUAUAUUCUAUGAUACCACAAACUGUUGCUGAUCGAUUGAGAGCAGGAACAAGUCCCUUAAGUACUUGUGAGUCAUUUGAAUCAAUAACAGUUUUAUUUUGUGAACUUUGUGAUUUUGAUUAUUCGACGAUUGAAGGAGCUAUGGAUAUUGUAUCUUCUAUGAAUGCUGUAUUUUCUUGUUUUGAUUCAUUGAUGGAUAAAUUUAAUGUUUACAAGGUUGAAACUGUUGGUCGCGUUUAUAUGGCAGCAAGUGGUGCUCCUGAUAAAACAAAAGAUCAUGCUAAAAAUGUUGCUGAUGUUUCACUGCAACUCAUCACGCGAGUACGAUCCCUGAAAUUACCCUCGGGAAUUGAUAUACAAAUUCGCAUAGGUAUUCAUUCGGGACCAGCUGUUGCCGGAGUUGUUGGUCUUAAAGUGCCGAGGUAUUGUUUUUUUGGUGAUACAGUUAAUACAGCAUCAAGAAUGCAAACGACAAGUCUGCCGGGAAAAGUUCACAUUUCCCCUGAUACAAAAGCACUUUUACCGCCAGAACUUUAUCGAAUUGAAUCACGAGGCAUUCUUUGGGUCAAAGGCAAAGGAAAUAUGGAAACAUAUUGGCUUCAUCAAACUGACGAUUCAAAAAGUUCAUCUGAUACUGAAAUUGACCCUAAUUCAGAAGUCCCACAAGAUGAACUAAAAGACGUAUUUACAAAAGGUGAAAAAUUCAAUUCAUCAGGUUAUUAUAAUCAUUUUUUAAAUAUUUCAAAAAGAUCAUUUAAUGAUAAUUUUUAUCGUCAUGGAAAUCCACCGAGUAAAGCAUUUUCAGAUAGACCAAAUGUUUGUGAUGAUUGUGUAUGUGGAGUUGGUCGUAAGACAAGGAUCGUUGGUGGAGAACCAACAAAUAUUUACGAAUUUCCCUGGAUGGUAGGUAUGACUAAACAAAGCCAAUUUCAUUGUGGUGGAAGUUUAAUUACACGUCGUCACGUUCUUACUGCCGCACAUUGUCUUGAGAGAUUUGACAGUCGUUAUUUUGAAUUACAACUUGGUGAUCACAAAUUAACUAGACGUGGACAAAAUGCUAUUCGUCGACGUGUUAAAAGUUGGACAACUCAUGAAAAUUUUAAUCGUGGUAAUUUAAAUAAUGACAUUGCUAUUAUUGAACUUAAUGAACCAGUUCCAUUGGAUGGUAUUGUUCGUACAGCUUGUCUACCUGAUAAUCAAGCUAUUGAUUAUACGGGAUCAUACGCAACUGCUAUUGGCUGGGGACGUACCAGCGAGGGUGGUGAUUUAAGUUCACAAUUAAGAAAAGUUCAACUACCAUUGUUAUCUGAUGAAGAGUGUGAUCAAGCUGGCUAUGAAAAAUCAAGAAGAACUGAAAAUAUGAUAUGUGCUGGAUAUCUUGAUGGCAAUAAAGAUUCAUGCUCGGGUGAUAGCGGUGGCCCACUUCUUGUACAAGCACCUCAAGGACAUCUGGAAGUUAUAGGUAUUACAUCAUUUGGUCGUGGCUGUGCUCGACCAAGAUAUCCAGGUGUAUAUACUAAAUUAUCAAACUAUCUUGGAUGGUUGAAAGAAAAUUUGGAUGGUGAAUGUAUUUGUCCAUCACCUGGACAAAAUUAAAUUAUUAUAGAGAUUAAUAUUUCAUUACUUAUUAUUAAUUACUGUUAAAUAUCAUUCAUUAUUUGAGACAAUCUAGUCGUUAAAUUUAAGCUUAGUGGUAGAGGAUUAUUAAG